CCAUUUCAUUUCAAGUCAUUUCAGGUUAUGUUGGUUUCACGUGUUCUUGUGAAAUUUACAUUUGAUUCUUCAAUUCUUUUAACUUAAUUUUAAAACCUCAUAGCCCAUGUUACUUGUUAAAUAAUUUAUCUAGUCUUAUUAUGAUACGAAUAUUUUAAUGUAUGUUUUCAACUUUGGGAUUUGAUAUUAGUCCUGUAAGCGGUUUAGUUUAAGAUUUUCAAUAGCUUGGCAACUAUGGGAAAGCUACAAAAGGGCUACAACUGGAAAGCCAGACAACCUGGAAAUUUAACGGAAUCCAAAAUAAAAACUACAGAGUUGAAAAAACUAGAAAUUGAUUUUGGUGAAGAAGGAACUAACAGCUACGAUGAUUCCAAUGCUCUUGCUCUGCUUCCUAGAAGCAAGAAAGAAAAGAAGAAAAAUAAUACCGCUUUAAAACCUGCCGUAAAAUUCAUUUCCAAGAAGCGCAGAAAAGAAUUGGAGAAAAUUCUUGAACGGAAAACGAAAAAGGAUAAUAGAUCGAAUCUGUAUGCGGCUUUAGCUAAAGUUCAGGCACCCGAUGCAUUGAUGAAUCAGCUGAUUUCGAUCACCAGCGUCCAAACCAAAGGAGUGAAGCAGGUGUUGAAUGCAAAUGGAGACACGCACGCGCACGACUCGCGUGAAAAGACUGCCAAGACGAUGGUGAACGCCAUCAAAGGCAGCAAGCGAAAGCAUCUUGUUGAAUGUUCGAUCCGACAAGAGAAAUUACGCAAACACGAUGGUGAUCCGUCUGUUGUUGGCUUCGAUAUUUCGUCAGAAGAUGAUUUUGAUAGUGAUGGGGGGGAAUCUGAAGAAAAUGAAGUGGAAAAGACUGUUAUUGAAAGUGCAAAUGUUGAGAAACCGAAAUCAAAACCUGCAAAUGUUGAAACAACUGAGAAACCGAAAUCGAAACCGGCAAAUGUUGAAACAACUGAGAAACCGAAAUCGAAACCUACAAAUGUUAAAACUGCUGAGAAACGAAAAUCGAAACCUGCAAAUGUUAAAACAACUGAGAAACCGAAAUCGAAACCUACAAAUGUUAAAACAACUGAGAAACCGAAAUCGAAACCUACAAAUGUUAAAACUGCUGAGAAACUAAAAUCGAAACCUGCAAAUGUUGAAACUGCUGAGAAACCAAAAUCGAAACCUGCAAAUGUUGAAACUGCUGAGAAACCGAAAAUGAAACCUGUUGUAUUUGUGCCUGUAUUUAGAAAACCCGCCAUACAAGAGGAUCGCUUGAAAUUACCGAUUCUUAGCGAAGAGCAAGCUAUAAUGGAAGCCGUGAACGAGAAUCCAAUCGUCAUACUGUCUGGAGAAACUGGAAGUGGUAAAACAACUCAGAUGCCUCAGUUCCUGUAUGAAGCCGGUUACACGAGAAAUGGCAGAAUGAUCGGUGUGACUGAACCAAGGCGGGUCGCCGCCAUUUCAAUGUCUCAGAGAGUGGCUCAAGAACUCAACUUGUCUAGUAAGAAAGUGUCUUAUCUGAUCAGAUUUGAAGGAAAUGCAACCCCUGAAACCGAAAUCAAAUUCAUGACCGAUGGUGUUUUGUUGAAAGAAAUACAAAUGGACUUUUUGUUGAAAAAAUAUUCUGUGAUAAUUAUUGACGAGGCGCAUGAACGUAGUGUUUACACAGAUAUCUUGAUAGGACUUUUGUCUCGAAUAGUUCCAUUGAGAAACAAGAAGGGAGACCCUCUUAAACUAAUAAUUAUGUCGGCCACUCUGCGACUUGAAGAUUUUGUCGACAAUAAGCAACUGUUCAAGAUUACACCACCUCUGAUCAAAGUUGAAUCAAGACAGUUUUCUGUUACCAUUCACUUCAACAAGAGAACUGAUCCCAAUUAUGUGAAGGAAGCUUUCAAGAAAGCCUGUAAAAUACAUACUCAACUACCUGAUGGAGGAAUACUCAUUUUUGUAACAGGACAACAAGAAGUCAAUCUGCUAGUCAAGAAAUUAAGAAAAGCCUUUCCAUUCCAUCAUUCUAAAGAUAAAGUGGAUGAUGAGAACGAUGUUGAUGAAGCGUUGGACAGGGUUUUGAAAAAACGUAGAGAAGAAGUGACGUCAGAGCAGAGGCCGAUGUGGGUGCUGCCUCUGUACUCGCUGUUGCCCGGCCACGAGCAGGCCAAGGUGUUUGCGCCGCACCCCGAGGGCAGUCGACUGUGCGUGGUGGCCACCAAUGUUGCCGAAACCUCGCUCACCAUUCCCAACAUCAAGUAUGUGGUGGACAGUGGAAAGGUGAAGAGCAAAGUGUACGACAAGCACACCGGCGUGUCUGCGUUCUCGGUGAUGUGGACAAGCAAAGCGUCGGCCAAUCAGAGGGCGGGUCGCGCCGGGAGGACUGGACCCGGCCACUGCUACCGGCUGUACGCGUCGGCUGUGUUCAACGACAUGUUUGCAGCUUGGGCUGAGCCCGACAUCAGGCGCAGACCUGUGGACGAUCUGUUGUUGCAGUUGAAGGCCAUGGGCAUCGAUCGAGUCAUCAACUUCCCCUUCCCCUCGCCUCCCGACACUCUCCAACUGGAAGCUGCCGAAAAGAGGCUGAUUCUGCUGGGUGCUCUCUCUCGCAAGUCUUCUCAAGAUGGCAAGUACACUGGCGAUGACAGCAAACUGACGAAACUGGGCGAAUCGAUGUCGGUGUUUCCGAUUGCGCCUCGGUUUUCGAAGAUGCUGUUGCUGAGUGACCAGCAGCCGGGCCUGAUGCAGCAGAUGGUGGCUCUGGUGGCCGCCCUGUCGGUGCAGGAGCUGUUGUUGGUUGGCGAGCGGCGGUGGCACGAGGCGAGGCGCCUGUCAAUCGGCAGCGGACACUCGCAGCGCCUCGGCGACAUGAUGGUGCUUUUGAAGGCAGUCGCCGCCGCAGAGUUGGCCUACUCCACCCAGUUGCAGUCUUUCCCCAGCUAUUGUAUCGACCACGGCCUGCGCAUCAAGGCCGUCUUGGAGGUCAGGAAGUUGCGGCUGCAGUUGACCAACGAGCUCAACAUGAACAUCAAGGACCUGGACCUGUAUGUUGACCCCAAGAUGAAGGCGCCGACUGACUUACAGGCUAGACAGCUGCGGCAGAUCGUGCUGGCCGGGAUGGUUGAUCAGGUGGCCGCCAGAGUGAGUGAGCAGGAGGCUUUGGCUGGCGGGGUGCGCAAGGGGAAGGCCGCCUACCAGAUCAUGGGCACCGAUCAGCUCGUCUUUCUGCACUCGAGCUCCGCGCUCUACAAGCAACAGCCCAGCUGGCUCGUCUAUCAGCAAGUCACCGACAAUGGCUCCAAAAUGCAUCUCAGAGGUGUGACCAGUAUAGAGCCUGAGUGGUUACCAGUGUUUGCUCCGACUCUGUGCAAUCUGACACCUCAAAAAGAACCAUCACCGACCUACAAUGCAGAAAAAGGAGUUCCAUUUUGCUAUGCCACCGGAUCGUUCGGUCCCAAUGGAUGGCAAUUGCCAAUCAUGGAAAUAGAAUACCCUCAAUCUCUUGAGAGAAUUCGUUGGUUUGCUGUUUUCAUCCUAGAUGGCUCGGUGUGUCCAAAACUCGCAAAGUAUGUGAAAUCACUGCUGUCUACUCCACAAACAAUGGUCAAGUCAUGGGCGAGUGUUGUUCCUAGAACACAAGUACUUCUGAAGGCACUAGCGGAUGAGCAAAUAAGCUCCAGAAAGGAUCUCUUGUUUCAGUGGACGAACAAUUCUAAAUAUCUACUUAAAGAAUAUCUACUUUGGAUUCCUGAAGCGGGACAUGAUGAAGUAACUUUACUCUGGCCACCAGUCGAGUCUGAAGAGCUUGGUGGCAUCUCCAGAACUGCAAACAAGUAACUACAGAACGGUAACGCUAGGGUACUCUCAUAUUUCUGCCAAAACUCACAUUACUGUAAUAUCUUCAUAUUGGAUAACUAGGAAUAGUGACUGUUAUUUAGAACAAUUUUCUGCCAAAAUCAACAUCACUGUAAUAUCUUCACUUAGAUAAGUACAAAUAGUGAUUAUUAUUUAAAACAGUUUUUCAGUUAUUUAUAUUGUAAAAUGAAUGGUUAUUGCUGGCCCGGUUCAAAAGAGAAACUUUUGUCAAGUUCAGUCAAUGAAAUUUACAAAUUUAAUAAAAUGCAAAAGUUCGUUGUUUUUCCAAGUCCCAUGAUUCGCCCAUUAGAAUUUAAAGAUCUCUCCCUUCUACCCCCAUCAAGGGCGGUUAUAGCUCAACUGCUAUUGAGCAUAAGCAUCUUAAAACAAUAACCAGUAAAUAAUAAUGAAUUGACUUACAUCGAAGCCAACAACAGACGGAUCAUCAUCGUGUUUGCGUAAUUUCUCUUGUCGGAUCGAACAUUCAACAAGAUGCUUUCGCUUGCUGCCUUUGAUGGCGUUCACCAUCGUCUUGGCAGUCUUUUCACGCGAGUCGUGCGCGUGCGUGUCUCCAUUUGCAUUCGUCAACACCUGCUUCACUCCUUUGAGUAGUAUAAAAAGGAGG
This is a messenger RNA of Nilaparvata lugens (brown planthopper), 4447 nucleotides long. RefSeq names its product probable ATP-dependent RNA helicase kurz. The record is from RefSeq and is a predicted model, not a curated record. Lineage: Eukaryota; Metazoa; Arthropoda; Insecta; Hemiptera; Delphacidae. Gene Ontology annotation, molecular function: ATP hydrolysis activity; RNA binding; ATP binding. Gene Ontology annotation, biological process: maturation of SSU-rRNA from tricistronic rRNA transcript (SSU-rRNA, 5.8S rRNA, LSU-rRNA). Gene Ontology annotation, cellular component: nucleolus; intracellular anatomical structure.